This is a messenger RNA of Nerophis lumbriciformis (worm pipefish), 1311 nucleotides long. Lineage: Eukaryota; Metazoa; Chordata; Actinopteri; Syngnathiformes; Syngnathidae. The record is from RefSeq and is a predicted model, not a curated record.
AUGGCUUCACCGCUGGCGACCCACGCUGGACUCUUGCUGCUUUUCUCCAUGGCGUCCGCCCAAAUCCGAGGCGACAACAUCGGCGGCCGAAGCGACAGCAGCAUGACGUGCCACACCAGCGACGGAUUUGGCAAGUACUGUCCCACCACGUGCGGCGUGUCCGACUACAUGCAACGCUACACGUCCGUGGCCCACCAGGGACUGGACGCUCUGCAGAAGGACCUGGACACCAUCCAGAACCUGACGCGGAGAGCGGAAGAACACGUGGUCUACAUGAAAGACAGCAUCCAAACCGUCCACAAGAGCGGUCAGCCAGACGUCUUCUUCAAAAAGUCAUCCAGUAUGCUUGAUGACGUCAUCCGUUUUGAGAGGACUAUCAUUGAACAGGAGAAGCAAAUAUUCGAACUGGAAGACGCAGUGUCGUCCAACGAGAGGCGAAUGGCGGACUUGAAGACGCUCGCCAGUCAGCUGCAGAAGACGUGCAGCGAGCCGUGCAAGGACGAAGUAGAGAUUCAGCCCAUGACGGGAACAGAUUGCCAAGAUAUCGCCAACAAAGGCGCCACCGUCAGCGGUAUUUACUUCGUCAAACCGGCCCAAGCCAGUCAACAGUUCCUGGUCUACUGCGAGAUUGACAGCUUCGGGCGAGGCUUCACCGUCAUCCAGAGGAGGCGGGACGGUAGCGUGGACUUCAAUAAAGACUGGGUCCAAUACAAAGAGGGCUUCGGCUACCUCUCCCCCGACGACAGCACCGAAUUCUGGUUGGGCAACGAGAAGAUUCACCAGCUUUCCGUGAGCAGCAGCGUCCCCAUGGUGCUGAGGAUCGAGCUGGUGGAUUGGAGCAACAACAAACGCUACGCCGACUACGCCAUGUUCCGGGUGGCGCCCGAGGCGGACAUGUACCGGCUGACCUACGGCUACUACUUCGGCGGCGACGCGGGCGACGCCUUCGACGGCUUCCACUUCGGCGACGACCCCAGCGACAAGUACUUCACGUCGCACAACGGCAUGCAGUUCAGCACCUUCGACAAGGACAACGACAAGUACGACGGCAACUGCGCCCAGCAGGACGGCUCGGGCUGGUGGAUGAACCGCUGCCACGCCGCCCAUCUCAACGGCAAAUAUUACCAGGGCGGCGUCUACACGGCGAAGGACGCCGGCGAGUUCGGCUUCGACAACGGCGUCAUCUGGGUGACGUGGCACGACCGCUGGUAUUCCCUGAAGGAGACCACCAUGAAGAUCAUUCCCGUUACGCGCAUCGCGGCCGGCGGCGGACAGCAGGCGGGCGUCAAGCAGUUUGGAGGCGUGGUUUGA